AGCUCCUGGCCUCCACACCCCAGCAGAGGCUCGGGAGGGCUCCGUGGGGCCGGGCUGCCAGGAGUGAGCUGUGGGCAUGGCACUCGCCCCAGGACCAGACCUGCUUGGGGACGGCAGCGGGGACGAGAGGCCCAAGUGGGACAACAAGCUCCAGUACCUCCUGAGCUGCGUGGGGUUCGCCGUGGGUCUAGGCAACAUCUGGAGGUUCCCGUAUCUGUGCCAGACCUACGGAGGAGGGGCCUUCCUCAUCCCCUACUUCAUCGCCCUGGCCUUCGAGGGCAUCCCGCUCUUCCACAUGGAGCUCGCCAUCGGCCAGCGCCUGCGGAAGGGCAGCAUCGGGGUCUGGACAACCAUCUCGCCCUACCUGGGUGGAAUAGGGCUGGGCUGCUUCACAGUGUCCUCUCUCAUCGGCAUCUACUACAACACCGUCCUGACGUGGGUGCUGUGGUACCUCCUCAACUCCUUCCAGAACCCGCUGCCCUGGAGCGCCUGCCCGCCCGACCGCAACCUCACAGGGUUCGUGGAAGAAUGCCAGCGCAGCAGCUCCGUGAGCUACUUCUGGUAUCGGCAGACGCUGAACGUCACAGCUGACAUCAAUGACAGUGGCUCCAUCCAGUGGCAGCUGCUGGUCUGCUUGGUGGCCUCCUGGGCAAUCGUGUACCUGUGCAUCAUCAGAGGCAUCGAAACCACUGGGAAGGCAAUUUAUUUCACAGCCUUGUUCCCUUACCUGGUCCUGACCAUCUUCCUCAUCAGAGGACUCACCCUGCCCGGGGCCACUGAAGGCUUAACCUACCUGUUCACCCCCAAGAUGCAGAUUCUCCAGAACCCCCGAGUGUGGCUGGAUGCGGCCACCCAGAUCUUCUUCUCUCUGUCCCUGGGCUUCGGAGGACACAUCGCCUUCUCCAGUUACAACCCACCCAGGAACAACUGUAAGAAGGACGCGGUGACCAUUGCCCUGGUCAACAGCAUGACCUCCCUCUACGCCGCCAUCAUCGUCUUCUCUGUCCUGGGGUUCAAGGCAGCCAAUGACCACGGGCGCUGCCUGGACAGAAACAUCCUCAGCCUCAUCAAUGCGUUCGAUUUCCCCGACCAGAGCAUCUCCAGGGACGACUAUGCUGCCGUCCUCGCACAUCUGAACGUCACCCAGCCCGAGAGGGUGGCCGGGCUCGGCCUGGAGUCCUGCCACCUCGAGGACUUUCUGGACAAGAGUGCCUCGGGCACAGGCCUGGCUUUCAUCGUCUUCACGGAGGCCAUCCUGCACAUGCCGGGGGCCCCGGGCUGGGCCGUGCUGUUCUUUGGGAUGCUCUUCACCCUGGGCCUGUCGUCCAUGUUCGGGAACAUGGAGGCUGUCAUCACACCGCUCCUGGACAUGGGGGUCAUGCCCAGAUGGGUCCCCAAGGAGGUCCUGACUGGGGUGGCCUGCCUGAGCUGCUUCCUCGCCUCCAUCCACUUCACGCUGCACUCCGGAAACUACUGGCUCGAGGUUUUCGACCGCUACGCUGCUUCUCUGAACCUGGUCAUCUUCGCUUUCCUGGAGGUGGUUGGCAUCGUUUACAUUUACGGGAUGAAUCGGUUCUGCGAUGACGUGGCAUGGAUGACCGGGAGGCGGCCCAGCCUCUACUGGCGGGUGACCUGGAAGGUCGUCAGCCCCCUGCUGCUGCUGACCAUCUUCGUGGCUUACAUCGCCCUCCUGGCCAGGGCGCCACCGAGCUACAGGGCCUGGAACCCCCAAUAUGACCAGUUCCCCACGCAGCAGGAGAACGUCUACCCGGGCUGGGUGCAGGUCACCUGUAUGCUCCUGUCCUUCCUGCCCGUGCUGUUGGUCCCGGCUGUCGCGCUGGCCCAGCUGCUUGUCAGGCACAGAAGGAAGAAGAAGGCUGCGCUGCAGGACAUGCACCUGAAGCCACAGGACAGCGGGGCCUGCUGAGGGGGGACGGUGGGGAGGGCCCCUCCUGUGCAAGGCUCGCAGAGCACAGAGCACCGGACCCCAUUACAGACCUGCCUCCUACCCAGA
Molecule: messenger RNA, 2014 nt
Organism: Equus caballus (horse)
Lineage: Eukaryota; Metazoa; Chordata; Mammalia; Perissodactyla; Equidae
Gene: SLC6A18
Product: solute carrier family 6 member 18
Biological process (GO): sodium ion transmembrane transport
Cellular component (GO): plasma membrane
Source: RefSeq, a predicted model, not a curated record